UUUGCUGAUUGUUUUGGUUCGUCCCAUUUUUGAGCAUCCACCAAACGGUAGAAAUUGUGUUGUUUUGUCAUGUUAUGACCACUAAACUACCUCAACAAGCUAGUUCAUCAGAAGUGUAGUCAUCCUAGAUCAUAUACGCUUCAUUUUGGACGUGUACUCUGGCUAACUACCCACUUAAAUAGCGUGUAAGAGUUGGAACUGAGCGAGAACUUUCCACGGAGUUUUAUUAAUUUGUCUACCAAAAGGAGCUAGUAUCACGUGCGCAGUGACCCCUACCGACCCGACGGCCAUUAUAUUCACGCGUGUCAGUUCGGUGAAUUUCAACGUCAUUCGAUCCUGCAUCCUAAAGAAUAAAUCGCGCCACCACGAAAAAAAAAAAAAAUGCAGCGCGCCAUUCAUGCCAACCGGCUUGUGAGUGUUAUAUCACCACCGUACGGCGGCCAAGCAGCAUCCUGGACUCGAACCAAACUACCGGCAUGCUGUAGACCAUUUCUUGUCGGUGCAAACAUGAUGGCAGGCGGUAUAAAUGGAAGCCAGCCGCCGAGGCGAAAAGUGCUUACGUUAGCCACUAUGAAUCCCCACAUCAAGGUGAUGGAAUACGCCGUGAGAGGACCGAUUGUGGCCAGGGCGACGGAGUUGGAAAAGGAACUCGAACAGGGUGCUAUCAAACCAUUUAAAGACAUCGUCAAGUGUAACAUCGGAGAUGCACAUGCCAUGGGCCAGAAACCUUUGACCUUCCUCAGACAGGUGGUUGCCCUUUGUACGUACCCCAAACUACUUGAAGAUAAGAACUUCCCUGAAGAUGCCAAAGAGAGAGCCAGACGAAUCCUUCAUUCUUGCAAAGGAGGAAGUAUAGGUUCUUAUAGUGACAGUACCGGUCUGGAUGUGAUCAGACACGAUGCUGCAGAUUAUAUCCAGAGGAGAGACGGAGGUAUCCCUAGCAACCCUGAUAACAUUAUGCUGUCAGCCGGAGCUAGCGAAGCAAUUAGGUGUGUGCUAAAGAUGCUGGUCUCGGGAGAGGGUAAAGAGAAGAGUGGAGUGAUGAUACCAAUCCCUCAAUAUCCACUCUACUCUGCAACGUUAGCUGAAAUAAAUGCCGUCCAGAUCAACUACUAUUUAGACGAGGCCAAAAAUUGGUCGCUGGAUGUAUCUGAACUUCAGAGGUCGAUAGAUGAGGCAAGGAAACACUGUACACCUCGAUGUAUUGUCAUCAUUAACCCUGGAAACCCAACAGGUCAAGUUGUUAGUAGGAGCAACAUUGAAGAUGUCAUCAAGUUUGCUCACAAAGAGAAUCUCUUCAUCUUAGCUGAUGAGGUGUACCAGGACAAUGUGUAUGCCAAGGGCAGCCAAUUCCACUCCUUCAAGAAGGUCUUAACGGAGCUUGGAGACAAGUAUUCCAGUCAAGAGCUAGCAUCCUUCCAUUCAACGUCCAAGGGAUACAUGGGAGAGUGUGGUCUCCGAGGAGGUUACUGUGAGAUCCAUAACCUGGAUCCUGACGUCAAAUCUCAACUCUUUAAACUCAUCUCGGCAAAGCUCUGUCCCACAGUCUCUGGUCAGGCCGUGAUGGAUGUAGUAGUCAACCCACCGAGGGAAGGAGAAGUCUCAUAUGAAUUAUUCGCUAAGGAGAGAGCUCACGUGUUAUCGACGUUAGCGGAGAAGGCAAAGAUUGUUGCCGAGGCGUUCAACUCCGUGGAGGGAGUGACCUGCAAUCCGGUCAUGGGUGCUAUGUAUUCCUUCCCGAAUAUCAAGCUUCCUCAGAAUGCCAUCAAUAAGGCCAAGGAGAUGAAUAAAGCACCCGAUGUGUUCUACGCUGAGCAUCUUUUGGAGGAGGCCGGUAUUUGCGUGGUGCCAGGAUCUGGCUUCGGACAGAGACCAGGCACCUAUCAUUUCAGGAUGACAAUCUUGCCGUCUGUGGAGAAGUUCAAGGACGUGAUGGAAAGAUUCAAGAAGUUCCAUUCCAGUUUCAUGGCGAGAUACACGGACGAAGACUGAGAAGGCCAUAGUAGUCAAUCUGAUUAAACCACUCUAAUGUAAAAACAAAAAACAAAAACAAAACAGACAAUUCCAACCAACGAAGGUACCUGUUUAAUCUGAACCUCGAUUUCGUAUAGACGGUAAGCACAAAUGCUCAGCAUAAAAAUAGUGUUAAGCAUUUAAGGAAGUUCCACUCCAGUUUCAUGGCAAGAUGCAUGGGUGAGGACUGAGAUCUCCAUAGUAGUAAAUCUUAAAGACACUGUCAGGACACUAUUGGUAAUACUAAAAACUUAUUUUUGCCAUAAAAACUCACUUGGUACA
This is a messenger RNA of Asterias rubens (European starfish), 2295 nucleotides long. RefSeq names its product alanine aminotransferase 1-like. Gene Ontology annotation, biological process: biosynthetic process. The transcript has 13 exons. Bases 382 to 1992 code for a protein of 536 amino acids. The record is from RefSeq and is a predicted model, not a curated record. Lineage: Eukaryota; Metazoa; Echinodermata; Asteroidea; Forcipulatida; Asteriidae. Gene Ontology annotation, molecular function: L-alanine:2-oxoglutarate transaminase activity; pyridoxal phosphate binding.